CCGGUGUACCUGUAGAAUCUUCCCUGUUCCAGCUGCUGUCGGCCAUUUUCUUAUAAAGCAAACAAUUAUUCUUCGUAAUUAGUCGUUAAUAUUUGAUGUCGUAGGGUAUUCUGAGCAUGAUCUGAUCAAAAUGCCAAAAAAAAAGAAGAGAGCAGGUGUUUCUGGUCGGCGUCAUAAAUACCAUUAUUUAAAAAAGACAAAACAUGAAAGCAGUGAAAAUGUGAAUCCUGAAAUAAACUUUGAAUGUGACAGUAAACAGACAGUCCAGCGUGAAUUCACUGAUGUAAAUGUUCAAACCAUUCAGACAGAAUUUGAAGAUGCUAGUGUUCAAGCAAUACCUGAAUCUAGUGAUAUAUCUGUGCAUACUAUAGAAAGGGAUACUGAUCAUACAUAUGCAAACAGUUAUACCGAUUAUUCAAGUGAUGACAGUUUUAGUAAUGCAGAACUUUAUUCUAGUGUAAAUGAAUCGCAUGAAGCUAUGGAGCAGAUAGAGUCCAUAUACAUUGAUUGUGGGGACGAAGUUGUUGAGUCCCUUUCUUUUAAAGAAUUUUCUUCAGCUGUCAAGAAAGGAUUGAGCAGUAAAACUAGGAGCUAUAGUGUACACGAAACAGAAUCAGAAUUGACACUCAUAGAUUGCUAUGUUUCUAGUGAAGGUGCUUUAGCAGUGAAAUUGACAGUUAGAUUUAACAAUGACUUUACUUGCAAUGUGUGUGUGCACAGGAAAGAAAUACCAAGAUCACACAGUUUGUGGGAAUGUGCGCCAGAGGUGUUUCAUACUAGCAAAGAUGCCUUGGAUUUCUUGGAAAGACUUGAUAAGUUCUCUGUUUGCUGUGGAAAUUCAGAGGCAGAAUUUCAGCAGUUAGUACCUGUUGGGUCUGGGUUGACAAAAUAUUCCAGCAAUGAUAUUGUGGCAUACAGAGAAGGAAAUUUUGGUGCGCAAUACCAGUCCACAAUAAGAUCAUCUGCGUGUGAGAUGUUGACCUUGCGAAAGGAAAAAUGUCUUAAAUGCAAGGAUUAUGGCUAUGCAUUGACAAAAAGAAUCAAAAGACUCGAGGACAGGAAAGCAACUCCAAGAAGAUUUAGCCAUUCAACAUUCAAACACUCCGACAUGACAAGAGAUGAACUUUGUAGCAAACUGAAAGAGCAAAAAAAUGAAAUUAAUGACCUCUCAAAUACAGUUUGGAAACUUAAAAGACAAUUUGAGCGAGCAAUUUCCAAAAGUGGUGUUAAAAUGAGCGAGCAUGGAAAUAUUGAGUUGAAAACAUUGUUUGCGACUUGUUCCGAGGAAGUUAAGCGACAUUUCCCAGAUAGCAAUUCGCGUCAAAGACUCUUUUGGGAACAACAAGAACUAGCUGCAAGUAAGUCUGAUAAACGUGGGAUGCGCUGGCAUCCAAUGAUAAUCCGUUGGUGUUUGUUCAUGAGACAAAAGUCACAGGUUGCAUAUGAUGCUAUGUGCGAAUCAGGAUUUGUGAAUCUCCCAUCCUCACGUACAUUAUAUGACUAUAGUCACUUCCUAAAAAGUGAGCUAGGAUUUCAGGCUGAUGUACUUCAGCUAGCAAAAAAGGAGGCAGAGAAGACCGGUUUAUAUGAUGCGGAGUGGAGGAAGAAUGUUGGGCUUCUAUUUGAUGAGAUCAAGAUCCGUGAAGAUCUAGUGUACGAUAAACACACUGGUGAAAUCAUUGGUUACUGCAACCUGGGUGACAUUGCUAACCAGAUGAUGGCGUUUGAUGCUAAAAAUGCAGAGACUGGACAUGAAUUGGCAAAACAGGUGCUUGUUAUUAUGAUGAGAAGUGUGUACGGACGUUUAUGUUUUCCCCUCAGUGCAUUUGCCACAAAAUCUAUAACUGCAGACUAUCUCUAUCCAAUUAUGUGGCAGACAGUGUCAAUUGUACAAACUCAACUUGGUCUUCGUGUUCUAUUCUUCACAUGUGAUGGCGCCAGUCCCAAUAGACGAUUUUUUCAUUUGCAUCGUGUUGGAAAUGAGGAGUGCUUAUUCAGGACUGUAAAUCCUAACUACAGAAAUAGACAAAUAUAUUUCAUUUCAGAUGUGCCUCAUCUUAUAAAAACUCUAAGAAAUAACUUGAGUAACUCAUUCUCUCACAACAAAUCCCGUACAUUAUGGAUAAACCAAAAAGAUAUUUCAUGGAUGCACAUAGUAAGACUAUUUGAGGAGCACUGCGAAUUAAACUUGUACAAUCCAUGCCCAAAAUUGACCCGAAACCAUGUUCAUCUGGCCAGUUUUAACUACAUGAAGGUUAAGCUGGCGGCCCAGGUUUUGAGUGACAGUGUGGCCAAUGCCAUGGCAGACUUGUAUGGGCCAGAAACUGAAGAAACAGUCAAAUUCAUAAAAAUGUUCAACAAAUUCUUUGACUGUUUAAACGUAAGAAGUCCGUGGGAAGGUCGAAAUUCAAGAAAUCAAAAUCUGGAGCCAUACAGUGACACAAAUGACAACCGCCUGGACUUUCUUACAGGGGAACUAAUUGAUUAUCUGAAGUCUUGGGAUGAGCAGGUGAAGAACAGAGCUGGAAAUUUCUCUAAGGCCCAAAGGGCGACUAUGCUUUUAAGCUACCAGACGGUUGAAGGUGUAAGAUUAUCUGCUAGAUCAAUUAGUGCAUGUGUGAAACUUUUGCUCAAUGAAGGUGCCAGUUAUGUGCUGACGCAUUGUUUUAACCAAGACCCAUUGGAGCAGCAUUUUGGACAUUACCGACACAAAUGUGGUGGCAAUAACAAUCCAUCAGUGUACGAAGUGAGAAAUACUCUAACAACAAUACGAGCUGUAAAUUCUCAAGCCCUAGCUCCGAAACGUGGUAAUACUGAUAGAGGUCGUGUAGAUAAUUUUUCAAUAGAUAACAAUAAAUUACCCCGAAAGAAGUAAAUGCAUCCAUGUCCCCUUUCACAGAUGAUGAAAAGGCAUUAUGCAUUCCCCCCCCAACACUUAAUUUUUUGCUAAUAUAUAGAGAAAAACACAGGUGAAAAUUUAAAUUAUAUAUGUACUGUUAUAAAAUUACUCUUUGAUAUAUUUAAAAAAAAAGAGUAAUUUUAUAACGGUACAUAUAUAAUUUAAAUUUUCACCAGUGUUUUUCUCUAUAUAUAAUUUUAUAGUCUGUCCCAUCUUUUUGGGCCUCUGCAUUUUUAUUCCUCUUUCAUGCAUUUUUGCUAAUUGUAAAAACAUAUACAUGUAUUUACAUGUAACUGCAGGUUUAAAUAUCUACAGACACAUUUUUGGGCUUAGUUUCGUUAUUGAAAGAUUGUAUCUCUAAGUCUAUAAUUGGAAUGUUAUAAUCUCCAUUGUUGUGUUAAACAAGUGAAAUUACAUCCAGUUUUAUAUUCUGGUUUUUUGUCACAAUUUUCUGCACCCCAUGAUAAGUUUUUGCUGCUUAAUAGAUACUUGUUUUUAAAAAUGUAGAACUUAGCUACAAGAAAAACGCAAGAACAUAUUCGAGGUUUAUAUUAUAAAAUAGUUUGAACUUAACCCGUUGUACUACAGUUUCAUUGGUGCAACCAUUUUGAACACUUAAAAAUUACAUAUGAAGGGGCCCAAAAUUUGAUGGUACGGAUUAUUUUAAGUAUAAUAAAAAACUAUGUACUACUACAUUAUGCUUUUCCUAAUGUGUGUGAUAAUGUUUCCUAGUUUAUAUUGAGCACUAUAGAUUAAUUGUUGUAAUUCUAUUGAAGUUAUGUUUCCUUUGAUCUUGAGCAUUAUAAUCAAUUGUUGUAAUUCUAUUGCAUUUAUGUUCCUUUAUAGAAAAGUUCUGUUGGAAUGAAUUAAGCAUUUUUGAGUCUGAAUACAAAUAUGUUUAUUUAGAAAUGGUUGAAUACUCACAAUAGUUACAGGAUUAAUAUGUAUUAUACCAGACACAGAGCAUCAUUUGUUCUUCAAUUCUACCUCAGUUAAUAUCAUUAUCAUGAAGUCUAAAAGAUCUGUAAUAUGCUUAACAUUAUUUUUUGGCUUCUGAUCAGGAUCCAUUACUUCCGAGUAAUAAUGUGUUGAGAUUUUUUCAAAUGUGUACGUGUACUUGCUGCAGAUUCAUUUUACUUUCUAUAUUUAAAGCGCCUAGACCACAUGUGCUAUUAAUAGUACCAACACUUCGCUAUCUACAAGUUAAUGGACUGACAAAAUAUGAAAUAUAGACGUCUACACUUUGAAAUCUUAACAUGUAAAACAGGCUUGUAGAUAACAAACACAUAUUAAAUUAUAUAGGCAGAACACACGUACAAGUAUGCGUUACAGGUUUGAAAUCUCAACCUCUUUAAUAUAUAAUUUUCGUUUUCGCAAUUCUAGGAUGUUCUUUGUAAAUUGUUUACGUUCCUUUUUUUUCUUAAAUAAUUAAUUUAUUUUGUUAUUAUUAUUUAUUUUCUUCUCUAUUUUUUUCCUGUAAAGUUAAGCUUCUAUUGUCCUUUGUUAGCUCCUAAUUUUUCGUUUUCGCAUUAGGUGCUAUAAUUUCAGAGGAAAAAACCCAUCAAGGAUUAAGAUACGCAUUGAUCUUUAGGAAGUACCUACAUGUAUUCUUUCGAUUGUGUAUGUUGUGUAUGCUGGUUCCUAUUACAAUUACACUGUUUUUCCCUUUUAUCUUGCAAAUGUGCUCUUCAACUGAAUCCACUUGCUCUGUAUUAAUCUAAUGCUAUGACUGUUAUUAUUGUUUUGUAUUAUACGCUUAAAUGUUUUAUUGUUGUAUGUCUUGGCCAUAAUUAAACUCAAAUACAUUGUGAAUGGCCAAAGGCGAAUAUGCUGAUUCGCCAAUAAAUGAUAGUGAUUAAAUAUUUAACAAGAAUUGCAGACUUGCGGAGCUCAGAAAAUCUUCCAGACAGUCGGUCUGACAGGAUCCAUUAAACCGUCAGACCAAAGUAUUUAUAUAAAUUUUAUUUUCUUUAAUUUUUCCAGACAGUCAUUUUAACUAGCUCCUAAAAUCUGUCAGCUUGCUCAAAAGAAAUCUUGUCAAACAUGUCCACUGGGGACAGACAGCUUUCGCGAAGUAUGGAAUAUAUAUAUUUUUUGAUACUGUUUUUUCAUCAUGUGAUACUUUAAUGAAUGCCAUUAUUAAAGUCAUUUUUAACAGAUGAAA
This is a messenger RNA of Dreissena polymorpha, 5063 nucleotides long. RefSeq lists its product as uncharacterized. The transcript is spliced from 3 exons. NCBI's taxonomy places the organism in Eukaryota, Metazoa, Mollusca, Bivalvia, Myida, Dreissenidae. The record is from RefSeq and is a predicted model, not a curated record. Bases 131 to 2875 code for a protein of 914 amino acids.